GUCCUCUAAUAACAAAAAAAUGGCGGGUAACAUGAAUUCGCUUUGCUGCACAUAUUUAAAAUUUUAGCAAUGUACACACUAGUGAAUCGAGACGAGGAGAGUUCAGUGUAUAAUUGUGUUAAAAACCUGUUAUUAGAAGGAUCAUCGGAGGAGACGAAAUGGAGAGAAGUUCAUCAAGAUUUCGAACGGUUCAACUUGAUGUUUGGAGAGAGGAAAAGGAAAGGACUAGAUUAUACAAGGCUAGGUCAUGUUCCAGGGCUGUGUCAAGCAGUCAAUUACUACAGAGGUUCUGAAAAUCUUCUCUGUAAAAAGGUACCUUUAGUGAAGUAUGUUAGAUCAAUAACACAGAGUGAGGCUGAAACUUAUCAAUGGAUUCCUGUUUCCUUUAUCAUUUUACCUGCACAACUUAAAUCAAAAUCUGACUCAAGAAUGAAAUUCAGUGCAAAAUAUGUGGAUGAAAGAGAGAAGCUUGAAGCAUUUGCCAACAGCCUUAAGGAGAAAGUCUGGAUUGCAAAAUCUUCAUCUGGAGCUAAAGGGAAGGACAUUUUCAUUUCUAAUGACAUAGAAGAAAUUGUGGCUUUUGUUGAUGAGCAGACACAAGGAUUUGUGGUACAGAAGUACAUUGAAAACCCUUUGUUGCUGGAUAAAAACAGAAAAUUUGAUAUAAGGUGCUGGGUCCUCCUGGAUCAUACAUACACCAUUUAUAUUUUCUCAGAAGGAGUCCUAAGAACCUCAUCUGAACCAUAUGAUGUUGAUAACUUAAAAAAUAUCACUAGUCAUCUGACAAAUCAUUGUAUACAGGAGGAAUACUCUGGUAAUUUUGGACUAUAUGAAGAAGGAAAUGAAAUGUUCUAUGGUGAAUUUUCAAGGUAUCUAGAGGAAACUUUUGGUGUUUCUCUUGCUACGACAAUCUUACCUCAGAUUAAUUCCAUUGUUAAGAAAUGCCUGCUUGGGCUCAAAGAGGAAUUGACUACGGAAGGUUUGAGUUAUCACAGUUUUCAACUCUUUGGGUUUGACUUCAUGAUUGAUGCCCAGUUUCAUGUCUGGCUCCUGGAAGUAAAUGGGGCUCCUGCUUGUGCAAAGGCAUUAUUACCAGACCUAGCUAAAGACCUUGUGAGAAAAGCCAUAGACCCUCUCUUUCCAAGAGAUUCUAGAAACGACGAGCCUUUUGAGAGUGAUUCGUCAGAGAGCAAGACUCAAGAUACGACAAAGGGACACUUUGUGAUUAUUUGAAAAACAUUUCGAUGUAACCUCACGCCUGAAUCCUGCUUCUGCCGUACAGAACAUCCAACGAUCACACUCGUUGAUUUUAAUCACCAACUGUGUGAAACACACCACAGAGAAGGAAACUCAUGAGUUUGCCUCGAGAUGCUGAUCGUCUAGCUUAAGAGGGCAAAUUGCGGGUUUCAGCCCCACAUCUGUUUCUGAAAACGAAACUUUAAUGUGUAACAUUAAGGGCUGCAAGCUACGAAAUAAAAAGAAAGGCCGUGUC
Molecule: messenger RNA, 1492 nt
Organism: Pocillopora verrucosa
Lineage: Eukaryota; Metazoa; Cnidaria; Anthozoa; Scleractinia; Pocilloporidae
Product: tubulin--tyrosine ligase
Biological process (GO): microtubule cytoskeleton organization; protein modification process
Cellular component (GO): spindle microtubule
Molecular function (GO): tubulin-tyrosine ligase activity
Source: RefSeq, a predicted model, not a curated record